Chrysoperla carnea is the source of this 2333-nucleotide messenger RNA. It is a transcript of the gene IntS10, whose product is annotated as integrator complex subunit 10. Lineage: Eukaryota; Metazoa; Arthropoda; Insecta; Neuroptera; Chrysopidae. The record is from RefSeq and is a predicted model, not a curated record. Bases 28 to 1983 code for a protein of 651 amino acids. Gene Ontology annotation, cellular component: integrator complex. Gene Ontology annotation, biological process: snRNA processing. The transcript is spliced from 13 exons.
ACAAUUGACAACAACAAAUAAACAAUAAUGAUUGUCGAAGAACCGAAAGUAGAUUCUCUUUCAGAUGAAGAUUAUGUUAUUUUUAAAGCAAAAUAUGCACUUAAAACUGAUCCGAUUUUGGCUAAAACAUGGAUGAUUACAGCUAAAACAUUAUAUCCGAAUAAUUUUUCUGUGCAGUUCGAAGCGUAUUUAGUUGAAAAAAAUGCGAAAAAUAUUAAAGAUGCAGCAAAAAGUUUAAGUGAGAUAGUGAGUAGUUUUCAACAACAUUCGGAAUUGUGGAAAGAAAUAGAUGCAAUGACUUCGGCCUUACGUCUCGAUCAUGAUAGUUUAGAUAAAGAUAAUAAAUUUUUAUGUGAUAUGUUCAAGUACAUUCCAUCAGAUAUCCAACAUCAAAUUUUAUUAUUAACGGCUGAUCGAUGUGAGGAUACCAUGGAACAUUGUAGACUUUUGUUACUUCUUCUAGAAAAAUUUCCACAUACUAUAUCAACACAUGCGCCUAAGUUAGUAGAUACAUUAAUGACGGCUGAAAAACACAGCCAUUUUGGAAAUCAACCGAUAAAUCCAUAUAGACGAUUACUGGUGUGCGAUUUACUGACACUUUUAGGUUUAUCGAAUGCUAAAAUUGAUUUACCAGCGAAGUUAAUGUAUAAGUUACUAAAUAAAGCUAUCGAAUAUUAUUUAUGCUGUAUUGCUGCUCCUACCAGUGUGGAAACUGAGCCUGGAGAUAUGCCUUGGAAUAAAUUAUUUAACGUUUUAGAAUUAACCGGUCGUAUUUUAGGUUGGGAUCCAAGUUUAACAUCAUUUGAUCAGAAUUGGAAUAAAGAAAAUUAUUGGUAUAAAUUUUCAUCAUUUUUCAAAACACACAAAACCAUGUUAGUCGAUGAUGUAAUUAUUAAACAAAUUAUAUACUCGUCAACCUUGUUUUUCUUGUAUUGUCUUCAUGAAUAUACAGCGCUGUCACAAAAUUCAACACAAUUUACAUUAGUUGAAGCUUUCACAGAUGCAAGUUUACCGCGAGUAGUUAUGGAAACUACAAAAUCUAGUAAACGUAGAAAGAUUGAAGAAGAUAUUAAUCAGCCAAUCUUGACAAUAGACAAACCGGCUUCAAAUACUGCUCUGACAAAUUUUAUUAUGGCCGCCAAUUGUUGGGAAAUGUUACAUUCAUCAGAAAUCAUUCAGCGAGAAUUCAGCAAACUUACAAGUAAUUUAAAAUUGGAACAAUCAUUAAAUAAUUUCAUAUUGGAUUUUGCAAUGUACAAAGGACAUUAUGAAGAUGCUUUAUUACGCUUACAAGAAGAUCGUCCAGUUGAACCUAUUGCUGUGUUAACACGUAAUUUACGUAUUGCAUCAAUACUUUUCUUCCAAAAAUAUUACGGGCAAUGCUUCGAUCAAAUUUAUGCGAUUAUUAAAACAUUACAACGAAAUCAAAUGGGUGUGUUGAGUCAAAAUUUAACAGUCGGCGGUAUACAACGACAUUUACAUUUUUUACCAUUAAAUUAUUUAACAGUUGUUCAAUAUUGUGUGCGAUUGAUUAUUUGUGGGAUUAAGGACAGUAUAAAUAAAAAUAGUAUUAAUAAAAUACCAGUUUUUAACGAUUUAGCAUUGGGAUGUUUGUUGGUUUUAAUUCAACUAGAUUGGCCGCAACAAGAGGAUAUAUUACCAAUUAUAACGUCUACAAUUACUCAACGUGGAACUUUUCAUUAUCCAUUAUUGCAGAAACAUGUUGUAAAUGUUGAUAUCUUGGAAGAACUAAUGUAUCUUUGGACAGAUCAGGGUGGAAAUGCUGUUUUAGAUAUUUUUCUAACCCCACAAUCAUUGAGUAACCAAAGAAGAAUUGGUACUAGGGGUGCUGAUAAAGGUGUUAAAGAAGAUUUUAAGCAAGCAAUGCGACGUCAAGUUAUUCGUAGCAACGAUCCAAUUGAUCAAGUUGUAACAAAUUUUAUAUUAGGUGAACGUGUACAUAUUUCACAAUGUUUAGGUUAGCAAAAAAUGUAGUUUAGUAUAACGGAAAAUGCCGUUUCUUUCGAUAUUCGUUGUACCUUUUUCAACAAGUCUUAGUAUUUUGAUCCGCUGUUUCCGAAUUUAGAAUGAUACACUUUCAAAAGUUGAAAUUCCACGACCUUUAUUCUGUAUUAACUUUUGACCUAAUAGAGAUUUUUGAAAAAUUCAAAGUAUGAUUGGUUCGUAAUUGAAAUAUCUAUUAAUAUUUUAAUCUAAAAUUUUAGUGGCAAAACCGGAAAUAUGAAAAAUUGCGUUUUUUUUUAAUAAAUAUAAACAAUUACUAGGAAAACUCUUUUGUGGAAAAAGUUAAAACGAAUAUGGAGUACAAAGAA